Molecule: messenger RNA, 984 nt
Organism: Aspergillus sclerotioniger CBS 115572
Lineage: Eukaryota; Fungi; Ascomycota; Eurotiomycetes; Eurotiales; Aspergillaceae
Product: GrpB family protein
Exons: 1
Coding region: 174-788 (204 amino acids)
Source: RefSeq, a predicted model, not a curated record
GUGUUCCCGAUGCACCCGGGAUCAUUCCGACAAGCAGCGCAUAAUCAUCAUAACAGAAAGGGCUGUAUUCGAGUACCAUACUCAUGCAUUAAUAAGCCAUCUCUCCAGAUUAAGCCUCCAUCCAUUCCAUUCCACCCUCCAUCAUCACCCCGGACUCAACCAUCAUCCCUGGAAUGCCCGCUACAAUCGCCGAAAUCCUCACACCCCUCCAGGACAACCCCGCCCUCGCGGAGCGCGUAGCCUCACGAAUCACCGAACCCCCCAUCACCAUCUCUGCCCCCAACCCCGCAUGGCCGCACAGAUUCACCGAAGUCAAACAGCGCAUCCAAGGCGCCCUUGGGCCAUUCACCUUAGACAUCGCCCAUUCCGGCUCCACCAGUGUCCCCGGCCUCCCAGCCAAAGACAUCAUCGAUGUUGAUCUGACCGUGAAAGACAUCGCAGACGAAGCAUCCUACGUGAAGCCUCUAGAAGCAGCUGGGUUUCGGUUUCUGUUGCGCGAGCCGCAAUGGCACCAGCACCGGUUCUUUGUGGAGAAUUGGCCCAACGCCUACCAUGUGAAUCUGCACGUGUGGGGACCUGAUUCGCCCGAAGUGGCCCGACAUCGGAUCUUUCGUGACUGGUUAUUGAAAACCCCGGCGGAUUUGGAGUUGUAUGCUGCGGUGAAACGCGAAGCGGCGGAACAGACGGCUCGAGCGGGAGAUUCCAUGGUAAAUUAUAAUCAGCGGAAAGAGAAGACCAUUCGGGAGAUUUUGGAAAGAGCGUUUCGCGAUUUGGGGUAUAUUGAGUGAGACUGGACCUAUCUGCUUUGUAUUGUGAGCGGUGCUUGCAGUUUUAGUAUGUUUCAGCGAUUGUUUUGAGGUUGCGAGUGGUUGCAGUUCAAGUACUGUAGCGGUCAUGGGCUACACCGCGUCUUAUCAUAUGGAAUUCUAUGAUUUCGAAGCUUGAUACCUCUCUGGCUUCUGGAAAUACAAAUACUGGUCAAGG